ACUUGUUGGGAAUUAUAACGACUAUUCAUAUAUAUAUUCUUGGGAAUUUAAAAAAAAUAUAUUUUUGAGAAAAUUGAAUUUUGAUUUUUAAAAUAAUGCAUUUUUUUUUAAGAAUUCGACAAGUACAAGAUCAGACGAUGCAUUGAGUGGCAAAUGGCCGUUAUGACACGUUGUCAACAUUUUGCGUGAUUUUUUUCUUAUCUAUUUCUUGCUUGUAGCAGCUAUAGAUUGAUUGAUUUACCAUUUUAACCAGGUUUUAACCAUCUUGUGGCAGUUUACCUUUGAAUGGCAAAAUGACAAAAACAAGCGUGGUUCCUUGUAGAUCUUCGAGUCCACAACCUUAUUUGUAAACUCCCUUGACAGUGAACAUCAAAACACCACGCACAAAAUACGUAACGCUAAAAUCAGAUUUUUGGAAGUGUAAACUGAUUGCGAUGUUGACACAAAUGCUUCGCGAUCAAUUCAAUCUCUUUUGAAUCACUUGACAUAGAGCGCUUGUGACCUGAUGGACUCAAUCAUACAGAAAGAAGCCAAACGAGGCAUUGCAGGUACGGAAGAAAGUUACAAUAUCCUGAAUGUACCCACAAGGGAGGAUCAAGUUAUCCAUUGGCCAUUAUAAAGAAGAUAUGGAUAUGAAGAAAAAUAUUUUCGUUUCGAAAUUUUGGCCGAAAUAUAAAGUAAAACGAUAGAAGAAAUUUAUUUUUUUAAGAAAAUUGACACAAGUACAUUGUACGAGAGUCGUUGGAAAAGUCCGUGGAAAGUCAGUAAGAUGGCACCACUGGCGCGUAUCAAGGUUAUGGUUAGUUAUUAACAUAUCCUGGAAAAACACAUACCAAGGUUCAGCCAAAUCGGUCUGUUUCUAGAGCAGCCAGCGUUGGAUGAAGGGUAUAAGCCUAAAAGGAGACUAUGUCGAAAAAUAAAAAUAUUUUCGAACGGACUAUUCAAAUGAUCCUCGUGUAUCUUCUCGUAGUCUACAUGGACUAUAAGAAACAUAGCAACUUUAUCAUUCUUAAACUAGGGAAUGGGCAUUUGAGUUGGAAAUUAUGGCUCCCUGAUUAGAUUUAUAAAUAAAAUUUUCAUCUUAUUCAGUACUAAUACUUAUCAAAAUCAUGGAUUCUACAAUCGAUUCUUCUGGUCGACCCGUACCUUACCUAACCGACGAUGAUAUGGCAACGGUAUGAUGGCAGAUUUGAAGCGGCAAAACGCCGACCGUACUCCUGUUGAUGUUAUUGGUCUAUUUUCAGAUGAACGUCAGCAUUUACGACUAUCCUCGUGAGAUAUGGUACAUGGUACCGUUGUGGGAGGUGCUGUUAAAAACAGUCACACUAGUUCCCGUUGUCACGUUUGGAAUCUUCGGCAAUAUUGCGCUACUUUGCAUCGUCUGCACCAUCCGUGCGCUUAGAACGUCCACAAAUGUCCUGAUUGCAAACCUAGCCAUCGCUGACCUAGCUACACUAGUGAUAUGUCCCGGAAUGUUUAUGAUGCAGAACUUUUACCAGAAUUAUGUGUUGGGGGCUGUUGGUUGUAAAUUGCAAGGAUUUUUAGAAGGUUCACUUCUCAUCACAUCUGUUCUAUGUCUCUGCGCGAUCAGUUACGAUCGGUUGACGGCCGUCGUGUUCUCCAAAAAAUCCAGGUUGACCACCCGAGGCGCCUCGAUCAUGAUGGUUACAACCUGGCUUGUUGGAUUACUGCUGGCACUUCCCUUAGCGAUUUUCCGCAACUACAGGGAACGCAAUUGGAAGGAUUAUCUGGAAACAUUUUGCUCGGAGAAAACCUGGAUCCUUCCACGAUACUGGCAUGUGCUGGUUGGAGCGCUCGUGUGGUUUCCCCUGGCGGUUAUGAUUUGCAGCUAUAGCCUAAUUUUUUCGAAGCUAUAUCGGUACGAACGAAAAGUUUUUAGAAGAGAACAUCCCAUUGCGGUUUGCUACAAAAAAAGAGUGGCGAAGUCGCUGUUUGUUGUUUUGGUUGUUUUCAUUCUCUUACGAAUUCCGUUUACCACGCUUGUAUUUAUACGAUACGAUCGAUUUGUCAAUGAAAACACUGAUCAGAUCGGACGAGGUUUUCAGAUUCUGUGGUAUGUUUCACAUUAUCUAAUGUUUCUGAAUGCAGCCAUCAACCCUAUAAUUUACGGUUUAACGAACGACAACUUCAGAAAAGCUUACAAUAAGACGCGAAUCUGGAGAUGUUUCUGGCAUAGUAACAAAGCCAAGAAGAAGGUGAAGAGGAGAGAACCCGCAGUAGCAAUCAUUGGACAACUGCAGCCACGUGGGCCUUGUGGGGAUGAGAAGCUUAUAUCGGGCUGGGUGGUACCAUCGAAAAAUGCCCCGACAAUAGCAUCGGGUGAAACAAAAUCUUCUGCUUUGAAACUCCCAAGUGAUGAUACUGUUAGGUAUUCACUCUACGCUAACGCUAAGCUGAUUUGUUCGGACCGUUCUAUGAACCAAGAGGACUACAAGAUACACUCGACCGAAUACAUUUGAUUUAAUUGGUAUCGAAUAAUAUUACACUAGCAAACAAUAUUUUAAUCUACUUCGAGUUUCCGAAACGACCCAUCCACUCCGAAUAACGUUUCAGCAUUCU
Toxorhynchites rutilus septentrionalis is the source of this 2580-nucleotide messenger RNA. Its product is annotated as neuropeptide FF receptor 2-like. Gene Ontology annotation, molecular function: G protein-coupled receptor activity. Gene Ontology annotation, cellular component: membrane. The record is from RefSeq and is a predicted model, not a curated record. The transcript has 3 exons. Gene Ontology annotation, biological process: G protein-coupled receptor signaling pathway. The coding region runs from base 1224 to 2480 and encodes 418 amino acids. NCBI's taxonomy places the organism in Eukaryota, Metazoa, Arthropoda, Insecta, Diptera, Culicidae.